CGCUUGAUUUCUCUCUAAUUAUAAUAGUUUCAAUUCUACUGUUUAUAUAUUUUACGUUAAGUAAUAAUCUCUUUUUUCUUUUAGUUUUUAUGUAUUAUUGAAGAAAAUAUGCCGUACGCUAAUCAACCAUCUGUUAAUAUAUCUGAACUGACCACAGAUUCCAUUAAAUUUCAAAUAGAAGAUACUGAUUUAAGUGUUGCUAACAGUCUGCGUCGAGUAUUUAUUGCUGAAACCCCUACUUUAGCAAUUGAUUGGGUCCAAUUAGAUUCAAAUUCUACUGUAUUAAGUGAUGAGUUUAUAGCUUCCCGUAUUGGUUUAAUACCAUUAACAUCCGACGAAGUAGUCGAUCGUUUACAAUACUCCAGAGAUUGUACUUGUUCAGAUUUCUGUCACGAAUGUAGUGUUGAAUUCAACCUUAAUGUAAAAUGUUCUGAAGAGCAAACGAGACAUGUUACGACUGCUGACUUAAUAAGUAAUAACCCUCGUGUAGUACCUGUUACAUCAAGAAACCAGGAUAGUGAUAUUAAUGAAUAUGGCGAGAAAGAUGAUAUCUUAAUUGUGAAGUUACGUAAGGGACAAGAGCUAAAAAUCCGUGCAUUUGCCAAAAAAGGAUUUGGUAAGGAACAUGCAAAAUGGAAUCCAACUACAGGUGUCAGUUUUGAGUAUGAUCCUGAUAAUACUAUGAGACAUACAUUAUUUCCAAAACCCGAUGAAUGGCCUAAAAGUGAAUACUCUGAAUUAAACGAAGAUCAACAUGAAGGGCCAUAUAAUUGGAGAGCUAAACCUAAUAAAUUCUUUUUUAAUGUUGAAAGUUGUGGGUCACUUAAACCAGAAAACAUUGUUCUCAUGGGAGUAGCAGCUUUAAAAAACAAAUUAUCUAAUCUUCAAACACAAUUCACACAAGAAAUGGAUGCAUUAGCUAUAAAUUAAGUUUUUUAUAAUCUAUACUUAAAGAUAAUUUUAUUGUACACUCUAUGUAACGUUUAUUUUUUUAAUAUAAAAAUAUCCAAGUAUAA
This is a messenger RNA of Daktulosphaira vitifoliae (grape phylloxera), 1016 nucleotides long. RefSeq names its product DNA-directed RNA polymerase II subunit RPB3 (gene RpII33). Gene Ontology annotation, cellular component: RNA polymerase II, core complex. The record is from RefSeq and is a predicted model, not a curated record. Lineage: Eukaryota; Metazoa; Arthropoda; Insecta; Hemiptera; Phylloxeridae. Gene Ontology annotation, molecular function: DNA binding; DNA-directed RNA polymerase activity; protein dimerization activity. The transcript has a single exon. Gene Ontology annotation, biological process: DNA-templated transcription. Bases 109 to 930 code for a protein of 273 amino acids.